This is a messenger RNA of Nannizzia gypsea CBS 118893, 1023 nucleotides long. RefSeq names its product CMGC protein kinase. Lineage: Eukaryota; Fungi; Ascomycota; Eurotiomycetes; Onygenales; Arthrodermataceae. The record is from RefSeq and is a predicted model, not a curated record. The transcript is spliced from 5 exons. Bases 1 to 1023 code for a protein of 340 amino acids. Gene Ontology annotation, molecular function: protein kinase activity; ATP binding. Gene Ontology annotation, biological process: regulation of mRNA processing; protein phosphorylation; spliceosomal complex assembly.
AUGCCAUCCGUUGGAGACGAAGGGGACUGGGCUUCGGGUCCUCAUCGACGAGAACAUCAGUAUGUUACGCUCAAGCUCUAUGUAAAUAGCUCUGCGUUCCACCGUGAGCUUCCGGUUUAUGACCACCUCUCGAAAUAUACGACAGUCAAACACCGGGGGCGAGAGAAUAUUCGCCAACUACUUGGCUCCUUUAAGAUAACUGGCCCUGGUGGCAAACACAUGGUUCUUGUACACCAAGUUGCACAAAUGAGUUUACGUGACAUUAGGUUAGUCUUCAUGCCUAAUGGAUUUGAUCCAGAGUUUGUGAAGGGUGCUAUUAUUGAGCUUCUCACGGUACUGGACUUCCUACACACCCAUGCCAAUAUCGUCCACACAGAUGUACACUCUGGAAAUAUGCUGUUAGGUGUGUAUGAUAAUAAUAUCCUGCGAGCUCUAGAGGAUGCGGAAUUUAAAGCUCCCACCCCUCGCAAACUUGUGUCAGAAUCUAGGACCAUAUAUUUCUCCCGGAUAAGAAAGCCACGAGAAGGCCCAAUGCUUCUAGCCGACUUUGGCGAGGCUAGGAUUGGCUCUGGGCCGCAUGCUGGCGAUGUCAUGCCUCUCCAGUAUCGGGCUCCAGAGGUAUUACUAUACAGGGGAUGGAGCUAUCCUAUUGAUAUAUGGAGUGUCGGCUUGACGGCAUGGGACAUGCUUGAGAAGAAAUUACUGUUUACAGCAAAAGACAAAGAUGGCGAUGUAUAUGACGCUGCUCACUUUGCACAGCUAAUCGCUGCACUUGGCCCACCACCACCUGAGUUCUUAGCUAGAAACCCGGAGAAAAAGGCUGACUUCUGGGAUGAAAAUGGUAGUAAAUGGCUUGAUCUUGCACCCAUCCCGGAAAAUCGGACGAUGGAAGCCCUCGAGACUCGGUUGGAGGGCAAAGAGCAAGAAAUGUUCUUACGAUUCAUCCGGCGGGCCCUGACUUGGUUGCCUGAAGAGAGAGCUACGGCUAAGGAGCUUCUCGAAGACCCUUGGUUGACGGAUUAG